Haemonchus placei is the source of this 1458-nucleotide messenger RNA. Lineage: Eukaryota; Metazoa; Nematoda; Chromadorea; Rhabditida; Trichostrongylidae. The record is from the annotation of a GenBank genome assembly.
AUGAUACCGUCAAACCACAAGGCCAGGGUGGUGAACGCCGUGAUAGACAAGCUCGACAUCAGCGCCAUAGAGGACAAGUACAAGGCCGGCGGCACCAGCAUCUACCAUCCGAGGAUGAUGCUCAAGGUGAUCACCUACGCCUACCUCGACAACGUCUUCUCCGGGCGCAAGAUAGAGACGCUGCUCAGGGAGAACGUGGUGUACAUGUGGCUGUCGGGGAUGAACCGCCCGGACUUCAGGACGAUAAACAUGUUCAGGAGCAAGCGGCUGAAAGGGGUCUUCGACGGGAUCUUCACCCAGGUGGUGAUGCUUCUCAACGAGGAGGGCCUGGUCAGCCUGGACGUCCAAUACAUCGACGGCACGAAGAUAGAGUCCGCUGCCAACAAGUACACGUUCGUCUGGAAGAAGCGUGUCGAGAAGAGCAAGGCCAAGCUGGAGGCACAGAUCCAGUCAGUUCUGGCGGAAGCCGAGGAAUCCCUCCUUGGGGAAGAGUCCGAGUCCGGGAGCGGGCAGCCGAGCGCGGACGACCUCAAGGCGCGUACCGAGAAGGUGCUCAAGAAGAUGGACGAGGCCGGCAUCGCCAAGGGUCCCCGGCGCAAGGCGGUCGAGAAGGUCAGGGACGAGAUGCUCCCGAAGAAGGCCGAGUACGAGGGACACCUGGAGAAGAUGGGCGACCGCAACAGCUACAGCAAGACCGACACGGAUGCCACGUUCAUGAGGAUGAAGGAGGACCACAUGAUGAACGGCCAGACCAAGCCCGGAUACAACGUCCAGAUAGCCACCGAGAACCAGUUCGUCACCAACUACGGCAUCUACCAGAGGCCGACAGACCAGGGAACGCUGAUCGACUACCUGAAGUCCUUUGAGCAGAGGUACGGCAGGCAGAGCGGCACCGUGGUCGCCGACUCGGGCUACGGCAGCGAGCAGAACUACGAGUACCUGCUCGACAACGACAUCACCCCAUUCGUCAAGUACAACAUGUUCCACGCCGAGAAGAAGCGCGGCUACCGCAACAACAUCUUCAGGGUGGAGAACCUGUUCUACAAUGGCGAGCUCAACUUUUACGUCUGCCCGAUGGGACAGCAUCUGGAGCAUGUCGGCGACGAGAGGAGGGUAUCCGACCUGGGCUAUGUCUCCACGGUGAGCAUAUACCGAGCCAAACGCUGCGAGGGUUGCCCGAUGAGGGGACUGUGCCACAAGGGAAAGGGACCGAGAACCAUUGAGGUCAACCACCGCAACAACGAGCUGAGAGCCAGGGCGAGGGAACUGCUCGACAGCGACGAGGGCCUCCGGCACCGAAGCCUGAGGCCGAUAGAACCGGAAGCGGUCUUCGGGCAGAUCAAGUUCGACCACGGCUUCAAGCGCUUCAGACUGAGAUCCCUUGAGAAGGUCUCGGUCGAGUUCGGUCUGGUCGCGCUCGCCCAUAAUCUGAGAAAAUAUGCCGAAAAAACGGCCUAA